AAUAACUUUCCUCGCGGUCUUUUCUCGUCGCCAUGUUUUUCAUCUCCGUACUCCGUAGUGUGCUGUGCGCAGAGAUCUUAAUUGUAUUUUAUUUUUGCUUCCUAAGCUAUAAUUAAUAAUAAAUUUAGCUGCAAGCACUAGUUAAAGUAGCAAACUUAAAUUCAGUUUUUCCGCGCAAGUUUAAUCCUCAACUAUUGAGUAAAAUCCUUAGUUCACGACGACAAAGUGUUCACGAUGUGUACGUUUCCAAGAAACCUGUUCCUGCUAAUAUCACGGCAACGCCGGUCGUUCCAAUAAAUUUAAAUGGAAGUUGAUGGAACCUUCUUCUGUGACACGGUUUUCAAAGGGCAAAGGCGGAAGGAUCCAAAGACCGAUUGUCCCAGUAGCGCGGGAUCAAGAUGAAUUGAAACACUUCACGAAGGACAUGAACAUGCUGUGUUGCUUUCAGCAUAUGUCGUGAUGGUAUCAGGAACGGAUUCUCGUGAUCAAAUAUUUACGCAUGCAACGAAAAACGCGAAAAACAAACACCUGUAUUCAGUUACGACGUACUGACAGUUGAAUGGAAAGUAGUAUAUACACACAGUCCUAAAAUGAUGCGUGUUGUGGCAGAUCUUAUAUACCUUAUAUUCGAACUUUAUUGGAUUAAGGAGUGGAGUCAUUGAUACGCUGGCUACAACCGUUUUCAGCCGUUCACAACCGUAUAGAGGACAAGACUAGAAAAUGGAGCGGAGGUGCUGAAAAAUCCAUGGCGAACGGAAAAAGUUUAACAUCCCCCGCACGAAAUGAAGGAUGGGAAUGAUUUUACACGAAACGACAAUAUCUCGACAACCACCUACCAGCGAUAGUGCUGAUAAUGCUCAAAAAAACUUGCAGAAAAAUCCAAGAUUACCGAAAAAGCGAGGUAGACCUAGCAAGGGACCUAUUGUGGAUAAAGCAAAUGCGGCGCUCAUCAGCUCAUCAAUUGUUAAAACAAAUGAGCGGGUUUCCACGGUAUCCAGUGGCGAAGUUACUUCGUUGAAUAGUGGCGAAGAAGUAGUAACGCCAAGUUCGGUAAUAUCCGAAAGACUCGAUUCGGCGCCCAUUGAUAGCGGAAGAGUAUUGAACACUGAAUCAACACAAUUUAUAUCCAGCGAAAAAGAGGCUACCGGGAAAGCUAAAAAAACAUCUAGAACAAAAUUGUCCUCAACAUCCAGUGAUGCUAAGGUUUCCGGCAGUUUUGAACUUUUAUCGCCGGACAGUUUGCCACUGAAAAAGCGCAGCGUGCGGACGAUAUCCGAAGAUGGACCUCCGACGUUGGAACCCUUCGGUGGCAAUAAUGCCAUGGAAACAAGCGAUAUUGAACCACCCCUACUUUUAUCACAAGAUCCUGUACCGGCAACUAGCAAACGGACAAAGAAAAGUAAUACCGAUAAACAUCAUGAAAAACAUACGACGGAAACAUCCGAAAAACAGCAUAAAUUGUAUAAAUCGAGAUACUACAAAGACCCGGAAGACGAAAACGAUGAAACAUGGAUGCCGUCUAAGAAAAAUCAAAAGAAUCAGUACAACCGACGAAUUCGGAGGGAGAACGAAGAUAAUCAGACCAAAGCUAAUAGUGCGGACGACUCGGACUCGGAACCAAUUCGCCGAAGCAAACGCAAGUGCCGUCUGGCGAAAGCAACCCUAAUGUCGAACCCACAGAAGUCUGUCUACGAUAAGCCCGACUAUAAGCUAAUGACGGAGGAAGAACUGAUCACAAUGCAGAGGCGCCUGGAAGAGGAAAAACGUAGGAAGAAGAAAGCUAAGGCUGCUGCCGACGGUGCUCAGGCAUGUGAAAGGAGUGCUAUGCCACGACCCAUAAGUCGAAAACGCGUUCAGGGUGAUCCAGAGGAACCUGUGACGUCCAAGCGAAACAAGGCCGAUGAUAAUUCAACGCAAGCUUCGAUUUGUAGCUGUAGAGCAUUACGCCGGAUAAAAUAAUCAACUAAUUAGCACCGUUGCAAACCAUUCGUAGGAGCCACUGCAAUUGGCAGUCAUUUCCGAUCAUUGCUUUCUGGCGAUGUUACGAUGAUGCAGUUAUAUCCAAUUUCGUAUUUUCUGGUGCCUGGUGACUCCCCCGCGUGCAUCUCACUAAUCGACAGCCCUAAGCCAACAGUUUUCCGGAAUGAAAUCAAACUGUUCUGGAAGAAAUCACUUAAAACUCCAAGCGUUCCCGUUGGAGUCUCUGCUGAACCUUGACUGGCAUGGUUUUUGCUUCAACAAUACCGCUCGGAAAUCGAUACUUCUCGGAACAAACCCAAAGCCAACUGCACGUGUCAUUCGCCAUUCAGCUAAAAUACCGUUGUCGAAGAACUAGGCAUUCCGAAGCCAACAUACGGGCUGAAUAGUGGUUCGGCUGUAAUCAACAGGCAUGCUUUCUGCUGAAGGUCAAAAACGGUCUCAACCACACGAGAUCAUCAUGGAGCAUAUCGAGGCAGAUGGCGUGAUCAAUGACAUGCCCAAUCCGAAGUUUUUAGCAGUAACUCGAGGAACAAAUUUCCAGCUAGUCUAUCAAGGGUUGAAUGCUGAAAGUGGUGUUUAGAGCUAAACGAGAAACUUGUUUUUUUAUUCUCCGCAGUUUGACCUUAUCAAGGUCACAAGCGACGACGAGGUGUCCAAAAUUUGUCUAGAGGUGCUGAAAUCACAACCAACAUUUGCUCGGUGAUAAAAAUGAUCUCCUAUUCGGAACGUACUUGUUAAGAUCGUUUUCCACGUAGGAUCCACGCAUCAACAGCAGUAAGAGAACUGAGGAAGUUUUUUUUUUCAGAAUAUAUUUAUCAUGUUCCCGGAUGCAGAUGUUUGAUAUUUUUCAACUAGGGAUUGACGAACAACUCGAUAUACGAUAUAAAAAUGUCUGGAAACAAUAAAUUAAUAUUAUAUAUUGUUGAAUAAAUAUUUAAAAAAUAAACAUUCACUGAUUAAUAUUUGAAA
Armigeres subalbatus is the source of this 2949-nucleotide messenger RNA. RefSeq lists its product as uncharacterized. The transcript is spliced from 8 exons. Bases 790 to 1959 code for a protein of 389 amino acids. NCBI's taxonomy places the organism in Eukaryota, Metazoa, Arthropoda, Insecta, Diptera, Culicidae. The record is from RefSeq and is a predicted model, not a curated record.